AUGGAUCAUGCCUUAAAGGAGAUAACAGCCAGCAAGGAGUCUGCUAGUGCUGACAUGUUGUUUGCUCUCCUGGCUCAGAAUGAAGACCUGAGGAAAGAAAUCCCAUUGUGCGCCGGCUGCAAUCAGCACAUCAUGGACAGAUUUAUUCUCAAGGUGCUGGACAGACACUGGCACAGUAAAUGUCUCAAGUGCAAUGACUGUCAGAUCCAGCUGGCCGAGAAGUGCUUCAGCCGAGGGGAUAGCGUCUACUGCAAAGAAGACUUCUUUAAGAGGUUUGGGACAAAAUGUGCGGCCUGCCAACAAGGGAUCCCCCCUACCCAGGUGGUGCGGCGUGCCCAGGAGUUCGUAUACCACCUGCACUGCUUCUCCUGUGUUGUGUGCAAGAGGCAGCUAGCCACCGGUGAUGAGUUCUACCUGAUGGAGGACAGCAGGCUGGUCUGCAAGGCCGACUAUGAGACGGCGAAACAGAGAGAAGCAGAAUCCACAGCCAAAAGGCCAAGGACGACCAUUACAGCAAAGCAGCUGGAGACACUGAAAAAUGCCUACAACAACUCGCCGAAACCUGCCAGACAUGUCAGAGAGCAGCUGUCAUCGGAGACAGGCCUGGAUAUGAGAGUGGUGCAGGUCUGGUUCCAGAACAGAAGAGCGAAGGAGAAAAGAUUAAAAAAAGAUGCUGGGAGACAACGAUGGGGGCAGUAUUUCAGGAACAUGAAAAGGUCAAGGGGAAAUUCUAAGUCUGAUAAGGAUAGUAUCCAGGAGGAAGGUCCAGACAGUGAUGCAGAAGUUUCUUUUACAGAUGAACCCACCAUCUCAGAAAUGAGCCAUUCCAAUGGGAUUUAUAACAGUUUAAAUGAGGCGUCUCCAGUUUUGGGUAGACCGGCUGGAAGCAACGGUGCCUUCUCCUUGGAUCAUGGUGGCAUCCCAACUUCAGACCAGUAUCAUGACCUAAGAUCCAACAGCCCCUACGGAAUACCUCAGUCUCCAGCAUCCUUACAGCCAAUGCCAGGCCACCAGCCGUUGAUUUCAAGCUUGGCGUUCCCAGAUGCCGGAUUGGGUAUUAUGGCUCAAGGUGGACAAGGAGUUCCACCUUCCAUGAGAGUAUUAGGUGCAAGUGGACCAAGUUCUGAUCUCUCCACUGGCAGUAGUGGUGGAUAUCCAGAUUUUCCUGCCAGUCCCGCUUCUUGGUUAGAUGAAGUUGACCAUGCUCAGUUUUGA
Messenger RNA from Bufo bufo (common toad), 1215 nucleotides. It is a transcript of the gene LHX3, whose product is annotated as LIM homeobox 3. The transcript has 6 exons. Gene Ontology annotation, cellular component: nucleus. Gene Ontology annotation, biological process: neuron differentiation; regulation of transcription by RNA polymerase II. Gene Ontology annotation, molecular function: DNA-binding transcription factor activity, RNA polymerase II-specific; RNA polymerase II transcription regulatory region sequence-specific DNA binding. Bases 1 to 1215 code for a protein of 404 amino acids. The record is from RefSeq and is a predicted model, not a curated record. Lineage: Eukaryota; Metazoa; Chordata; Amphibia; Anura; Bufonidae.